UCAAUAGAAUUUACGCAAGUGCGGGCGCUGCUGGCGCUGAAAUCUAUAUCAGUUUGAGUGAUAAGCUGAUAAGCGACAGUCGCGACUCGGCGGGCAGAGAGUUCGAACAUUGUGUUUUUCCCAUAUUGGAGCAAUUAAUGCAUAGAGUAAUUAUUGGAGAGCCGAAGCAGAAGACAACAACAAGUCUGAGUGGAGGAUGUCAUUGCGAUAAGGGAGCAACUGUGAGAGUGUGUGUGAGACAGAGAGAGAGAGAGGGAGAGUGAUAAAAGCACCUGCAAGCUGAUAAAACAUUUGAAGGUAGACAGUGCGUUAAUAUUUAACUUGGUCACUUGGCCGCGACUCAUUUGAGUUUCACACCUUGCGCGUUGCACAAACCGUAACCGAAAAUCUCCGUGUGCCACAUGCGACCGUUAUGUUAACAAAAACUACGCUUAUCAGCCUAUUGCUGGUGCUGCUCGUGCUGCUGCUGCAGGGCAGCGAUGGCGCCACAACUACCUGGGGGCACGUCAACAAAUAUGCCAGCACGCUGCAUGCACAAGAUGUUUACUUGGGGCACGUGAGCAGCACGGAUGCGGAUGCGGAUGCGGAUGCCACGGCUGUCAGUGUGGAUGUUCGGGAUGUUGCAUACGGCGCCCAGAACUCGAGCGCAGUCGAUGGCUACACGAUAACGGCGGUGCAUGCCUACGACAUGACCUUGCCGGGGGGCAACGGCGGCCGGGUGCGUUUGCUCAGCGGCGGCGUGGGCCAACAGCAUGCCGUAGUGCGUUUCCAGCGCUACGCCCAGGUGCCCAGGGCGCACUUCCAGCUGGUCAUCUACGGCCUCGCCCUGGGCUAGGCGUGAAGUGCAGUCAAUUGCCGAGGAAACUUAAUUAAGUUGCGAUUCAACUUUGAAUUCGAUGUUGGCAACUUCCUGCUCGACAGACGGCAAAGCUAACUAAGUUAUUAUAAUGUCAUAAUUAAGAGCAUGAGAGUUGCGCUUAUUAGCAUGAAAAAUGUGAAAAUUCCAUUAUAAGUUAACAGACACACACACACAUGCACACACACACACGCACACUUCACAGAGUUUCAGUUUUUGAGCAGCUUCGGAAUUUAAUAUCGUGCGACAUCUGAGCAGGAGGCGCUACGAAUGUUGUUGCUGUUGCAGCCAUACGUAAUGAGAUGCAAAUGCACACUUAACCACCCACUUACACACACACACACACACGCACUCACACCCACACACACACACACACAUGCACAGCAAACCGCUUAGCGGUUUGGUUUUGCCAGCAUAAGUCGCUUUAAGCGCUUGAUAAAUGCAGUUUAACGCCGCCA
Molecule: messenger RNA, 1314 nt
Organism: Drosophila navojoa
Lineage: Eukaryota; Metazoa; Arthropoda; Insecta; Diptera; Drosophilidae
Source: RefSeq, a predicted model, not a curated record